AUGUCCCCGAAGUAUUCCUUGAUCUCUCUUCUCUUUCUGCCUCUUGUUUGUGAAACAUUCGAUACGUUCAAUGACAGAGAUUCGGAUACGGUAAGUCCAAAAACGGUUACGGACAUGUUCCGCGUCAAAUUAUGUACGGACAGUAGUUGUGUUAUCAGUAACGAGCAGAACCCCAAUGACACAUUUCAGUCGAGUCUAGAUGUCGGGGAGUACUGUGCCGCCUAUCACAUGAACUACUUCUAUUACUGUCGCGGAAUCUGGACGGCCGAGAAGCUGCACAAGCACAGAAGCAUCAUGCAGAAGAUCGGAAAGUUCUGCCCGAGUUACAAAGCGGCGUGUGUCACGAGAACAAGGUGAGAACAUGCGUAAAGAAUGAGUGCGAGAAGAGGGAAACUGUAGAAUUGACCCGGAAGAAGACCGGGAACGGAGGGAGGAGCACAAGAAGGACGUGACGGAGAACGUCGGGGACAUGCCGUUCGACGAUCUCAUGCGGAAGGUCCGUCCCGUAUCGAAACUGUGCUGUGCUCCAUUGAUGUUUUCAGCUUGAGAAGAUCGCUCCGUGCCGCCCGAACUGUGACGUUAAUGUUCAUCCGCAUUGCACUCGGAAGUGUAAGGUACAAACUACGAAGUCUUAGAACUAGCCAGUCUUUUCGACCCAUCAAUCAUAGCUGUCCCCUUUCGGCAAUUAGCUUUUGACGUGGAAAGUUCAAAACGGAUCAGCUGACGUGGAAUCUUGCAGUGUGAAUACGAAUAUCAUCGGAUGCAGAAGUGGUGUAAGCCGUCGCGAAUCGAGGAGAGAUUCAAAUACUUCUGCAGGUUAUUUCUUCUUUUUCUCUUUCUUGCCGUCUCUCCGAUUCUUUCGGUUUCUACUUUUUAAGUGACUUUGAAAGAUCGGACGCGCGGUAUGACGGCCGAUCUUUCAAGUGUUUUUCUUAACAAUCAAUUGGGCAACUUUCUGUGCUGAACGAUGGAAUGCGUACGUACUUUAGCACUCGGUUUAUUUCAGAAUCUGGUACAUGUCUUGUUCCGGAUACAUCGAAGAGCUCGAUCCAGAAAUGGCGGUGCAGUUUGUUGAGCGUGAGCCAAUGAAAACUGACUGAAAAGAAUAAUACGAUAAUUGCAGAAUACGGUAGUUACGGGCAGUACUACGGCUGA
Messenger RNA from Caenorhabditis sp. 36 PRJEB53466, 1155 nucleotides. Lineage: Eukaryota; Metazoa; Nematoda; Chromadorea; Rhabditida; Rhabditidae. The record is from the annotation of a GenBank genome assembly.